AUGAUUUUUUAGAUAUUACAAAAAUUAACCAUAAUAGUGUUUUAUCUUAAAUUAUGGAGUUUGUUUAAAAAAAUAUUAAAAUCACUUUUGAAAUAAAAAGUCCUUCACUUAGUAACAUUAAAGAAUAAUAGUUACGUUAAUUGUAAUGGGUUUGGAUUUUUAUUGAAUAAUUUGAAAAAUUUAGAUCUGCAUUAUCAUAAAUAUUUAAUAAAAAUACUACCAUUAAUUAUUCUUAAUAUUUAUAGUUCUAAGCUAAAAAUAAAUUUAGCUCUAUUUUAUUAGCUUUCAAAAUGUAAUGAAAAAAAUUGUAAAAAAUGGUAUGAGUUAUAAUUGGAUUUAAGCCAUCUUUGUCUUAAAUCAUACUAAUGUUGUAUUACAUAAUUAUUUGAUAAAAUAAUUGUUCUAUAAAUAGACAUUCCAUUAACUCAAAUACAAUUUAAUGAAGAAAAUUGUUAUCUAAUUUUUGAAUUUUUGGAAUCGUCAAAUACAAAUUAAUUAUAAAGAUUUAUUUGCAAACACUAGAUUUAUAGAAAGAUGAAAUAAAUGUAAUUAAACAUAGUAAAAUUUAAAGAGAUAAAAUAAUAUUUUGAAGAAUUGCACUUAGAAUAAAGUGAUGAAGAUUCUAUGGAUAUAAAAUUUAUUUGUACAGAAUGUUCAGAUGUUCAGAUUAAUAACAAAAAGAUGUUGGUAUAUAUUCAAACUUACAAGAGGAAUGGGUUUUAGAUCAUUUAGAAUAAGAGGAUACAAGUUUUUUACAAGAUAUAAAAAUUAGGAAGGAAUCUUUAGUUCAAAUUUAAUGAAAUAUACUAUGAAACUACAAAGACUAACAAAAUUAUCAUUUGA
Messenger RNA from Paramecium sonneborni, 843 nucleotides. The record is from the annotation of a GenBank genome assembly. NCBI's taxonomy places the organism in Eukaryota, Ciliophora, Oligohymenophorea, Peniculida, Parameciidae.